Panicum virgatum (switchgrass) is the source of this 4787-nucleotide messenger RNA. RefSeq lists its product as uncharacterized. Lineage: Eukaryota; Viridiplantae; Streptophyta; Magnoliopsida; Poales; Poaceae. The transcript is spliced from 2 exons. The coding region runs from base 465 to 929 and encodes 154 amino acids. The record is from RefSeq and is a predicted model, not a curated record.
GUUGGCCUUGUGUCCGUUGUCUCUCCUCACGUAUCUGUAGUUGGAGAGCAGGGUGUUAGCGCGCGUACCACCAAUGAAGACAAAGCUGUCGCUGUUGGGCCUCACAGGAGCACUCGUGAGCGUCGGCCCAACAAUUGUGUCGAGGUAGCAGACUGGGACAACUAAUAGCGUGUAGUGUGUGCGUGUGAUCCGGCUGCGUCCAGCGAUAAGAAGUGAACGGAGAGGAGACUCAUGCAGAUAUGAACAAACCUAAAUCCUGAAUGAGCAAGCUGCCCUCGUCGGGUCAGCCGCCACAACCUUCUUCUCCUACCUCCUGAUCCCAUUCCUGCUAGCCUUCCCCAAUUACCUACUCUCUUGCUAACACCUGGUAUCGAAGCCACAUCUUGGUGCUUCCCUCUCUGCUCGAUCUGGAUUCUUCCUCUACCCACGAUCAUUUCACUCGUCUCCAGCGCCGUCUCGGAGCCAUGAAUCCUGACAUCAAGCUUGUGCUGGACACCAUGUCCAAGCACUUCGAGGAUCAGGACGCUCGUUGGGAGAAGCGCUUCGCCGAGCACGACGAGAAGUGGGAGCGCAAGUUCCUGGAGACCGAUACGGCUCAGGACGUGCGUGCCUCUCAGAUCGAGCGCGCGGCGGACGCGCUCGAGCAGUGGCAGCCCGAGAUCGAGGGAUCCGUCGAUGAUCUGCGUUUGGAGGUGAAGAAGCUCAACAAGUACUAUGAACGCGCCACCAUCGAUCACCCGGUGGAGGCGCCGCUUCUCCCAACCACUCCUCUGCUUCCGGCCAGGCGCACAUCUGCGUCGGCUUCGACCCAUUGGCCCAACGGGCACCGCGUCGACACCAAUGCACGGGAGGAUGGCUUUGGGUCGGUUACGACCAUAGUUCAUCCCCCGCCCAAGGGAGGAUGUCUUAGUUGCUGCCAAGGGCUUUGAUUCUCGUCGGGAGAGUUUUUCUUCUGUCAAGCCAACAGCCAAAGGGCCUCAUCCAUUACCUGCUCCUCCUAUGGCCUCCAACAAACAAGCACAGCCUAUUUUACCAGAAGAAACUCAAACUUUGUGAAGGCAAGUCUCCAGCUGAACGCUGGUCGGCUCUACAGGCAUUUCGGCGUGCCAAAGGUCUGUGUGUUCGCUAUGCUGACAAGUGGAGUCGAGAUCAUAAGUGUCCUCCCAGUGUUCAGUUACAUGUGCUGCAAGAAAUGUUGAAAUUAUUCAGUUUGGAGGAGUCCACCCAGUUGCCUGUUGAUUCUGAUCAACAGGAUCAGUUAUUCAUGGCCUUGUCUCAGGCAGCUGUUACCGGCAAUGAUGGCCCCAAAACACUCAGGCUCAAGGGUUCUCUGCAAGGUCAUCCUGUCCUUAUACUUGUAGAUUCUCGCAACAGCCACACAUUUGUCAGUCAGCACUUAGCAUUCUCUCAUUUGUCAGGCAUUCAGUCCCUUCAGUCCAGCAUUCAAGUUAAAGUUGCCAAUGGCCAUAUCAUAUCUUGUGAUAGUUGGAUUGCUCAGGCUAAGUGGGAGGUUGAUGAGUAUUUCUUUUCCACUGAUAUGAGAAUUUUACCUCUGCAUCAUUUUGAUGUCAUCCUCGGUAUGGACUGGUUGGAGGCCCACAGUCCCAUGAAAGUUGACUGGAAAUCUAAAUGGUUGGAUGUACCUUACAAAAAUUCUACUGCAGUUCUCCAGGGCAUUUUGCCUGCUGUUCCUGAGGAAGUAAUUGUUCAUCUUUGUAGUUUGCCAUCACUUGCAGCUACUCCAGCUGUUUCCCUCAGCCCUGAAGUAGAGGCCAUUAUUCAACAGUUCUCCCAGGUGUUUGAGCCACUCUCCUCAUUGCCUCCUGAGAGAUCCUGUGACCAUGCUAUUCUUUUGGUCCCUGGAGCUAAAGUUGUUUCCAUCAGACCCUACAGAUAUCCACCUGCCCUCAAAGAUGAAAUAGAGAGACAGGUUGCUGAUAUGCUUGCCAAAGGAAUUAUUCAACCCAGUCAGAGUUCAUUUUCUUCUCCCAUCUUAUUAGUCAAGAAGAAGAGUGGUGCUCGGAGAUUCUACAUUGGUUACAUAUACCUCAAUGCUUUAACUCUGAAAAGUAAAUUCCCUAUCCCAGUUUUUGAAGAGCUUAUGGAUGAAUUGGCUUCUGCCCAAUGGUUUUCUACUUUGGACUUGGCCUCUGGUUAUCACCAAAUUCGCAUGAAAAAGGGGAUGAGUUCAAGACAGCCUUCCAGACUCACUUUGGCCACUUUGAGUUUAAGGUGGUAGCUUUUGGUCUGUGUGGAGUACCUGGUACAUUCCAAGGGGCUAUGAAUUCUACCAUGGCUCCAUUACUACGCAAAUGUGUUCUAGUAUUCUUUGAUGACAUCCUGGUUUAUAGCCCUUCAUUUGAGGAACACCUCUGUCACCUCAGACAGGUUCUGCAGCUUUUGGCUAAGGAUAAAUGGCAAGUCAAACUGUCCAAAUGUUCCUUUGCACAGCAACAAUUGGCCUAUUUUGAACACAUCAUCAGUGGUCAAGGGGUAGCUACUGACCCAGCAAAAAUUUCUGCCAUUGUUGAUUGGCCAGUGCCUUCUUCUGUCAAAGAACUGAGAAGUUUUCUGGGCUUGGCUGGAUAUUAUAGAAAGUUUGUGAAGCACUUUGCAAUAAUUGCCAAACCUUUAAUAUCUCUCUUGAAAAAACAAGUUCUCUUUGUCUGGACUCAGGAACAUGAUGCAGCCUUCCAGCUCUUGAAACAAGCUUUGGUUUCUGCCCCAGUGCUUGCUAUGCCUGACUUUACCAAAACCUUCUGCAUUGAGAUUGAUGCAUCUAACAGUGGAGUGGGAGCUGUGCUUCUUCAGCAAGGGCAUCCUUUGGUAUUCAUUAGUAAGCCCCCUGGGACCCAAGACAAGAGGUUUAUCAACUUAUGAGAAGGAAUACUUAGCUAUUCUCAUAGCUGUGGAUAAAUGGGGAGCAUACCUACAACAGGCUGAAUUUGUUAUUUAUACUGACAAGAAAAGCCUGGUCUUCCUGAAUGAAUAGAGAUUGAAUACACCAUGCAACAAAAAGUUUUUUACUAAACUAGUAGGUUUCCAGUACAAGAUAGUGUACAAACAAGGUUCAGAAAAUAGUGUAGCUGAUGCCUUGUCCAGAAGAGCCCAUUCUAAUGGCCAUCUGCUGUCUAUCUCUUCUUGUUCUCCUACUUGGUUGCAAGAGGUGUUGCAGAGCUAUCAAAAUGAUGAGUUUGCUUCCAGUACUAUUGCAAAACUGUCAGUUGACUCAGCUGCUGUUCCAAAUUACACCUUGAUUGAUGGCAUUCUCAGAUACAAGAACAAUAUUUGGGUGGGAUCUGAUCUGGCUCUUCAGCACAAAUUGAUAUCUGCCCUACAUAAUUCAAUAAUUGGGGGACAUUCUGGUGUGCUUGUCACUUUAAGAAGACUCCAGCAGUAUUUUGCAUGGUGAGGCAUGAAUGCUGCAGUACAUUCUUUUGUUGCUGGUUGCUCUGUUUGCCUCCAAACCAAACCCGACAGAUCCUUAUGCUCCAACCACUGCCUGUGCCUGAUGGAGCCUGACAAGUCAUUUCCCUGGAUUUUGUGGAGGGAUUACCUAAGUCUAAAGGCAUGGAUGUCAUUCUUGUGGUGGUUAACACCUUCUCUAAAUAUAGUCAUUUCUUAGCUUUGGCUCGCCCUUUCACAGCAGUUUCUGUGGCUCAGCUGUUUAUGACCAACAUUUAUAAGCUGCACGGCAUGCCAACAGCACUCAUCUCUGAUCGGGAUCGUAUCUUCACUAGUAAGUUGUGGCAAGAGCUUUUCAGACUUGCUGGUGUGGAACUGAAAAUGAGUUCGUCCUACCACCCCCAAACGGAUGAGCAGACCGAGCAUGUCAACCAAUGUAGGGAGACAUUUCUGAGGUGUUUUGUCCAUUCUUGCCCGACUAAGUGGUUCUCUUGGCUCUAUUUGGCCAAAUUCUGGUACAACACGAGUAGCCAUUCGGCCCUGGGUCGCUCUCCCUUUGAGGUAUUAUACGGACAUGCUCCAAGAGUCUUUGGUAUUCAACCAUCUGAUGCUUCUCCUGUAUCGGAUCUUACUGCUUGGUUGUCAGAGCAUGAGCUAAUGCAACAACUGAUUGUCCAACAUCUGCAUCACACUCAGCAGCACAUGAAGCGCCAAUCCGACAAGCACCGAUCUGUAUGCGUCUGUCGCUGAACGGGCUCAUCAGAAGCUGGCUUUCAAGUUUUUCGGUCCCUUCAAGAUCGUGGCCAAGAUUGGUUCUGUGGCUUACAAGCUCCUACUUCCAGCUUCGGCUGCCAUUCACCCUGUCUUUCACGUGUCGCAACUGAAGUGGGCCCCUCCUCCUAAUCACCUAGUUCUUGCCCAGGUACCUGAUCUGUCUGACCAUUUUCAGAUUCCUCAGAAAAUCUUGCGGAAGGGUCUCGCUGCUAUGGGCUCUACUCCUACGCCUGAAGUACUCGUCCAGUGGUUGGGUCUUCCCCCAUCGCUCGCCAUAGGGAGAACCUGGAAGAUCUCCGGCCGCGUUUUCCUCAGGCGCUUGCCUUGGGACUGCAGGCUCUUUUGGGGGGAGCAGUGUUAGCGCGCGUACCACCAAUGAAGACGAAGCUGGCGCUGUUGGGCCUCGCAGGAGCACUCGUGAGCGCCGGCCCAACAAGCGUGUCAAAGGAUCGGACUGCGCCAAGUAAUAGCGUGUAGUGUGUGCGUGUGAUCCGGCUUCGUCCGGCGAUAAGAAGUGAACAGAGAGGAGACUCAUGCAUGUAUGAACAAACUUGAAUCCUGAAUGAGCAAGCUGCCCUCAUCGGGUCAGCCGCCGCAACCUUCUUCUC